Molecule: messenger RNA, 248 nt
Organism: Halteromyces radiatus
Lineage: Eukaryota; Fungi; Mucoromycota; Mucoromycetes; Mucorales; Cunninghamellaceae
Product: 60S ribosomal protein L39
Exons: 3
Coding region: 29-184 (51 amino acids)
Biological process (GO): translation
Cellular component (GO): cytosolic large ribosomal subunit; ribosome
Molecular function (GO): structural constituent of ribosome
Source: RefSeq, a predicted model, not a curated record
UCUUCACUAACUAUUUUGCAAGAACGACAUGCCUUCCAACAAGUCAUUCAUCACCAAGGUCAAGCUUGGCAAGGCUCAAAAGCAAAACCGUCCUUUGCCCCACUGGUUCCGUUUGAAGUCUGAUACCAAGAUCCGCUGGAAUGCCAAGCGUCGCAACUGGCGCCACACCAAGUUGAACAUCUAAGACAGUUGGACGAACAUCAAGCUUUUUGUACUUAGUUAGUUUGUUUUUUUUUGUCGGAUUGGUG